GCAAAAUUCUUGUCACGAAGUCAUACAUGAUUCUGAAAUCGCCGAAGCUUUGUUAGAAAAUUCUCCGCAAUGUUUCGUUUCGGGGCGUAUAAUUUUUACAAUUUCACGAUAAUUUUCAUUCUCACGAUUCUUUCAUUAUCGCACUCUCUUCCUGUGAAACGGGAUACCCCUGUUGGACCAGGAGAUGACAUACUGAGAAGUCUCGACGAAACAAAAAAUCCAUGUGACGAUUUUUACGCAUAUACAUGUGGCCACUGGACUGAAUAUCAUCCCAUGGCUGAUGGAUAUGACAGGUGGACGAAUUAUCAAGUCAUUACGCAGGAUUUGCAACCGAAAAUCGCGGCUAUUUUGAAAGCCGCAGAUUCAGAAAGUGACACUCAAGCAAUGCGCAAAUCACGGAGGAUCUAUCGAGCAUGCAUGAACGACGAGGAGAUUGAAAAAGCUGGUGUAGACCCAAUUCGAGCUAUCACCGAGACGAUUGGAGGAUGGCCUCUAAUAAUGAAGCCAGACGAAUGGAAAUCACAGAAUCUCACUUGGCAGAGAGUAGCUGCCCAGGUCUUCAAACUCCUGAGUAUCGACACAAUAUUUUCUGUCGAUAUCGAAGCCGAUCCAAAAAAUUCAUCAGUCACGAGGUUGACUGUGGGCGAGCCAUUACUUUCUCUGAAAUCUGCUGAAUUACUAGCCCCAGCGGAUGAUCCCGCGCUGCAGGUCUAUGAGGAGUUCAAACUAAUAAUGGCUAAUAAACUUCAGAAAUCAUCAGGUGCAUCUCCCGAGGGCUUGACUAUAUCCGCCCAGUUAGAAGAUCUGAGGAAAUUCGAAAGAGAUCUAGCCGAGUUGACGAAAGGUGAGCAGGGCCUCGAUGACCUUGAUAAGCUGUACAAUCUCAUGACGAUAGAUGAACUCCAGGCGAUUUCCGAUAGUCAACCCACCACUUCACCAACUGCUAAGAUCAAUUGGCUUGAAAUAAUCGCAGAAAUAGUGUCAUUAGCUCCUGAAGUAACCGUCGAUGGAUCGGAGAAGAUUGUUGUUUUGAAGAAAAAUUUCUUCAAAGAGCUGCCAAAGUUCUUAGCUAAAACUCCACCAGAAACUAUUGUGAAUUACAUCAUCUGGAGAGUAAUCAAAGAGUUAUCACUUUUCUCUACUGAUAAUGUAAGAUACCUCUCGCAAAAUUUGAAUGCGAAACGGGUUGGAGCAGAUAACAUUCCGGAUAGAAUUGAUAUAUGUGCCGAACCACCUCCACUUCAACGUGCCCUUUCCUACGCAUUCACAACGAAAUAUUCAUCACCGGAAGUGAAAGCAGCGGUGACUGAGAUGGUGACUAAUAUUCAAACGGCUGUGGAAGAACAGAUUGCACAAUCUUCUUGGCUCGAUGAACAGACGAAGAAUCUGGCGAUGGAUAAAGUCCACAAGAUGGCAAAAUUCGUCAGUUAUCCAGAUUACUACAGCGCAGCUAAUAUAGAUGAAUAUUAUUCACAGUACCCAGCAUUCGACAGCUACUUUGAUAAUGAAAUAGCAAGACGAGUCUUUGUGAAGAGGAACCAGGUGCUAAGUUUGCGCAAACCUACGGAUAAAAGCACAUGGCCAGCUGAACCCACAGAAGUCAAUGCGUUCUAUAUUCCAACGGCGAAUGCAAUGCAGGUGCCCACUGGAAUUAUUCAGCCUCCCAUUUAUGACCAGAAUUUACCCAGUAUAAUGAAUUAUGCGGUACUCGGUGCAACAAUUGGCCAUGAACUUUGUCAUUCUUUGGACAGCAAAGGACGUCGUUAUGACAAAAAUGGUAAUGUUGUGACCUGGUGGCCGCAAUCUGCAAUCGACAAAUAUCAAGAGAACGCGCAAUGUUUUGGCACUCAAUUCAGUAAUUACAUUAUUUACGAUGAUGGCGAAGAGGUCAUGCAUCUCGACGGUAAUUUCACGAUGGGAGAGAAUAUAUCGGACACUAUAGGACUGAUAGUUGCUUGGAACGCGUACAAGUUAUUCCGUGAAAAAAAUAGAAAUGCGACUACUACAGUUCCUGGAUUACAACGAUUCACCGAGGAACAGCUUUUUUUCGUAGCGUUUGGCAAUAGUUGGUGUGCCAAUGAGGGUCCUGAGUACAUUAAAAGAUUCGCUAUGAGCGAUGAACACAGCCCAUCUAAGCAAAGAGUCAAUGGUGCUGUGUCCAAUAAUGAAGUUUUUGCAGCAGCUUUCAAUUGCCCAGCAAAUUCCCCUAUGAACCCCAUGAACAAGUGCAGCAUCUGGAAGUAAACACCCAAGUUUAAAUAAUUAUCGACAGUCACAUAUUGAGAAAUGUUUAAAAAAUGA
Molecule: messenger RNA, 2301 nt
Organism: Fopius arisanus
Lineage: Eukaryota; Metazoa; Arthropoda; Insecta; Hymenoptera; Braconidae
Product: endothelin-converting enzyme 1-like
Exons: 17
Coding region: 70-2244 (724 amino acids)
Biological process (GO): protein processing
Cellular component (GO): plasma membrane
Molecular function (GO): metalloendopeptidase activity
Source: RefSeq, a predicted model, not a curated record